AACACGCAGCAGACUCGCUCCGGCACUUUCCCCAGAACACGGACCUUGCCGUCGUGGGAGCACAAACAGCCGUGAAGACCAACUUUGCCAGCUCAAGUCAACAGUAUUUGAAGAUGAUGCGAUUGCUGUUCCUGUGUGCGCUGCUGCUGCUGCCAGCUGCCACUGUUCUUUCUGAGGACGUUGAAGCAUCAGGCAAUGAUGAGCAGGACGAUGAGGAUAUCUACAAUGACACGGUGAGAAACAAUCUUGGUCGCGCCGGCUCAGUCAUUGACAAAACCACCGGGGCGGACACCACAGAACAAUUGACGGUGGUCGUCAUCGUGGUGGCUGUGACCGUGCUGGCUCUGUCGGUGGCCGCCAUAGUCGCUAUCAUGCUAGUCAGGCGCCACAUGCACAGAAGGCGACAAGGGAUCUACUCGGUGCCCACAGAGCAGCACCACAAAGCAGCUGUCUAGUUCCUGGUGAAGGAGCAGCUGGGACCUGCAGAGGGGAGCCACGUUCCUGCCUCCUCUCCUCCUGUGUGAUUUCUCAGGACAAUUGGCUUCUUUGCACAACAACCUGCUUUACACCACCCACCUCUGUCAAACCCUUAUCUCUCUAGCAGCAUGUUUGUUUCUGUCCGCUGCCGUGAAACACUUCUCUCUCUAACAGACAUUUGGAAAGCGUCUAACUGGAUUUGAGGAAUCUAAAUCAAGGCAGCUUCGCCUGUUUAAUUUGCCAUCCUCUUUUUUUUUUUUUUUUUUUUUUAACACCUGAAAGUAGAAUGAUUCCCUUUGCGAGGAGCGACACUGUAUUAGCAUUUGUCUGUGUGAAAUAGUCAUUGAGUGAGACAAGCCAUUCUAAUCCACACUAAGCUACUAAGAUAGGCGAGCGCACACUUCAUUCCCCGAUUCACUCUCCUGACAUCCUCUGUUCCCGGCCGAUUCUGAGUGACAGACGCUCGUGCAGUAAGCAGAUCACCCGGCUCUCUUUUUCAGCAGGACAGGAGGGAAAGUGGCUUCAAUAUUGAGCUACGAUGAUGUCAUUGAGAUGCCACGAGGGUCGAUGAAACCCUGAUAGUGUUGUUUUUGUUCAAAGCACUGGCUGCUUUUCGUGUCGGAGUCAAGAGAGAAGAGGCAACACAAAAAUCGGGAUUCCUAUCUUGUGCUGUUUCUGAAUGUUGAAUAACAAUACUUUAUUUAUUGCAACACCAAAGUAGUCAGUAGGAGUGGAGCUGAAGUUUUUGGGGCAUUGCUGUUACUAGUCAUAUUAGCGUGGUGUGCGAGUGUGCCAAAGCCAGAGGGAGCUUCAAUGAUGGGCCAUGUGAUUCCAAUAUUGACUUUCUUCUCUCAUAAAUGUCCCUCAUUUUGGAACCAUAUUUCUUUUUUGUUUUUUUAACCACGAUACAAUGAACCUCAAGUGUGACUGAGCGCUGAAAAAAGUGGGGAAAGGCCAUUAAAAUAAAUGAAAGAAAUAUGAUCGUGUACUGGAAGAGGAAAGGUAUUGGAGUCACGUCGCCCUGACUGUACCUGACAUCAGGUAGCAUUUCAAAGGGAGGACAAUUGGAACAAAAAGCUCCAAUAAUAUCAUAAAACACAUUUCAGUUCAUGUAGAUUUCUGUUGCUCAAAAUAAAACUGUUAAAAGCAGAGUCUUCUCUUUGGAUGCUUUUAAAAAUCAGACCUUUUUUUUCUCCCUUUGCCUGUGACGUUUUGUGUAAAUAAAAUACAUGUCGUUUUUAAUGCCGUGCAUGAGUUCUGCUGAUACCUUUAUGAUGCUAACCUUUUAUAUAUUUUUUUACUAACAGGGUCUUUUUAAACGAAUGUGAUGAGUCGAUUGGUGGGCUUUGUUUGUAUAUAGCUAUUUUGCUGGUAAGAGAAGCUUUAAUUGGACCACAUGCACUUGUAUAAAUCUUGUUUAAAAAUACUUCCCAUGCUGCAUUUAUCGGUGUAAUCUGUUUGCGCAGCUGCAGCCUGCUGAAUUUUGAUCUGAUAGCGACACAACUGUACAUGACAGUGUCGUAUGUAUCUCCAGGUUUUGUUGCUUUUCACAAUAAAGCUGCAUUAAAAUCGA
Synchiropus splendidus (mandarinfish) is the source of this 2050-nucleotide messenger RNA. RefSeq lists its product as uncharacterized. The transcript has 8 exons. The coding region runs from base 114 to 455 and encodes 113 amino acids. NCBI's taxonomy places the organism in Eukaryota, Metazoa, Chordata, Actinopteri, Syngnathiformes, Callionymidae. The record is from RefSeq and is a predicted model, not a curated record.